This is a messenger RNA of Symphalangus syndactylus (siamang), 1244 nucleotides long. RefSeq names its product interleukin 19 (gene IL19). Lineage: Eukaryota; Metazoa; Chordata; Mammalia; Primates; Hylobatidae. The record is from RefSeq and is a predicted model, not a curated record.
AGUCCUCCAGCAAGGACUCCUUCAACAACAUGUUGUCCAGCUGAUCCUUCAUUUGCUGCAGGAAGAACAAAAGGAGAAUGAACUUGAGACUCCUGAGGACGCAACACUGAACAAGACAAAGUCCAUACCCCAUUGAGCUUCCAGUGUAGUGGUGAAGACCAUCAAUCAGUCAACAGCGUUUCCUCUAAACUAGGCUUUCAGCUGGGUGCUGAGGAUAGAAAUGUAUAAGGAAACUAAAUGUCAGAGAGUUCAAUAAUUUUCCCAAGAUCACGAAGCCAAUAAGUGAUGGAGUCAUGACUUAAAUUCAGGUCUUUUGAUGACACAACCCAGACUAAUUGGGAAAGAGCUUCAUGGGCAUGAAGUUACAGUGUGUUUCCCUUUGGCUCCUGGGUACAAUAUUGAUAUUGUGCUCAGUAGACAACCAUGGUCUCAAGAGAUGUCUGAUUUCCAUAGACAUGCACCAUAUAGAAGAGAGUUUCCAAGAAAUCAAAAGAGCCAUCCAAGCUAAGGACACCUUCCCAAAUGUCACUAUCCUGUCCACAUUGGAGACGCUGCAGAUCAUUAAGCCCUUAGAUGUGUGCUGCGUGACCAAGAACCUCCUGGCGUUCUACGUGGACAGAGUGUUCAAGGAUCAUCAGGAGCCAAACCCCAAAAUCUUGAGAAAAAUCAGCAGCAUUGCCAACUCUUUCCUCUACAUGCAGAAAACUCUGCGGCAAUGUCAGGAACAGAGGCAGUGUCACUGCAGGCAGGAAGCCACCAAUGUCACCAGAGUCAUCCACGACAACUAUGAUCAGCUGGAAGUCCGCGCCGCUGCCAUUAAAUCCCUGGGAGAGCUCGACGUCUUUCUAGCCUGGAUUGAUAAGAAUCAUGAAGUAACGUCCUCAGCUUGAUGACAAGGAACCUGUAUAGUGAUCCAGGGAUGAACACCUCCUGUGCGGUUUACUGUGGGAGACAGCCCACCUUGAAGGGGAAGGAGAUGGGGAAGGCCCCUUGCAGCUAAAAGUCCCACUGGCUGGCCUCGGGCUGUCUGAUUCCACGUGAAAAUAGCCAAAAAGUCUACUGUGGUAUUUGUAAUAAACUCUGUCUGCUGGAGGGCCUGCAGGCCAUCCUGGGAAUAAAGGGCUGCCUCCCCUCUAAUUUAUUGUGAAGACAUAUAGUCCAUGUCUGUGAUGUGAGCCGAGUGAUAUCCUGUAGUACACAUUGUACUGACUGGUUUUUCUGAAUAAAUUCUGUAUUUUACCUAU